GCACCCUGGGGACUGCCUGAAGUGUCCGAGACCAUCGCCGACGAGAUCUUCGCCGCCAACAAGGUUACCAGAGAGGUCCUGCGGAUGCUCUUCGCGGCGACCGCAACCCACGUCCCCUUCGUCGCCGCCAUCGCGGCAGAGUCGACUUGCAGGCAGACUCCCGAAUACCAGCACAUCGCCAAUCAGACGACGGUUAACGAGACCUCGACACAGCACUAUGACCUCGGCGCCACACAGAUCCUCGACAACGGCACCCGCGACGACCUCCGCAACAGACUGACCACAGCAAACGCAGAGGAGAUCGAUUUUGCCAUCGCCGACCUGCUCGACUGCAACAUAGUGGCUAGAUGGGGUCUCAGAACCGCAACCGCUGCGCCGACCAGCCAGAACCUGAACACCUACGACGCGUACUACAUCGAACGAGAAGACGAA
Prorocentrum cordatum is the source of this 432-nucleotide messenger RNA. The record is from the annotation of a GenBank genome assembly. Lineage: Eukaryota; Dinophyceae; Prorocentrales; Prorocentraceae.